Messenger RNA from Haliotis rufescens (red abalone), 856 nucleotides. RefSeq names its product sodium- and chloride-dependent taurine transporter-like. The record is from RefSeq and is a predicted model, not a curated record. The transcript is spliced from 6 exons. Gene Ontology annotation, cellular component: membrane. Lineage: Eukaryota; Metazoa; Mollusca; Gastropoda; Lepetellida; Haliotidae. Gene Ontology annotation, biological process: sodium ion transmembrane transport. Bases 50 to 856 code for a protein of 268 amino acids.
GCGUUAGUAUAGUGGAAUUCAACAGUAGCGUUUUUAUCUCGUUCCAGCUAUGGCACCUGAACGUUGGCGUCACCACUUGGACUACCUCAUCACCCUCCUCGGUGGCAGUAUUGGCUCUGGUUCACUCAUCAAGUUCCCGUAUUUAUGUAUGCGAAACGGCGGAGGAGCAUUCCUGAUACCGUAUAUUGUCUUCACUUUCAUCGGCGCUAUUCCCUGUGUGUUCUUGGAAAUGGUGAUUGGUCAGCUCUCUCAAAGUGGACCUAUCAACGUUUGGAACUUAUGUCCACCAUUUAAAGGUAUUGGUUUUGGGAUUGCUUUGGUGAUGUGGCUGUAUGUCACCUACUACAUGGCCAUAUUCGCCUGGUUUAUGUAUUACUUCUACCACUCGUUCCUCGGCAAGCUUCCCUGGGCCAGCUGUGACAACUCCUGGAACACCCCUGCAUGUAUAGCAAAUAGCAACGGAAGCACCUUUAACAGUACAGUAGCUAAUGUUACUGGCCUCAGUCACAGUAACUUCACCAAUGUCACUGAAACAGUCCCGGGUGUGACUGCUGCAGAAGAGUUUUGGAGAUUCCAGGCGUUACAGAUGACUGAUGGCCUGGAACAUCUUGGUGGUACCCGCUGGCCCCUAGUUGGGUUAAUGGGAGUUACCUGUGUGAUCAUGUUCUUAUUCAUCUUUCAAGGGAUCAGAGUAUCAGGAAAGGUCGUGUACGUCACAGUGGGCGUUCCCAUCCUCCUCCUUUUGGUCUUCCUCAUCCAGGGAUGUCUGCUUCCGGGUUCUGCAGAUGGAAUUUACUUCUAUGUGUAUCCUAAAUUUGAGAAACUUUUGGAACCAGGAGGAUGUCCUGAUUGUUAG